AUUUUGAAACGUAAUCAAACGACGUGGCGUAAAAUGAACAUGCCGCCAGAACCGACGGUGAUAAUGUCGGAGGAGGAAAACGGUACGGAGCGUUUACAGGAUGGACGCUAUCAGCACCGGCAACCGAACAAAACGCCAAUCGCCAAUCGACGCUCCCAUCGGACGGUGCUGUUGGUCGCGAUGAUCCUGUUGAUGCUGCAGCUGAUACCCUUCGCAAAGGCAGACAUUCUAGUCUAUCAGAUGCUGAACGAUCAGAUUAUCGAAGAAUUUCGUGACCUUCCAGCCACCUUUGGGGGUGAAAUUCCCGACUCCGGGCUGAAGGUACUGGCGGACAAAUCCGAUCCACCGGAUGGUUGUACUGAAAUGCGCCCAGCACCGAAUGUUACCAGCAAGUUUGCGGUAGUAAUUGCACGUUACAACUGCUCGUUCGAGGUGAAGGUACGCAAUGCGCAACAGGCUGGAUACGCAAUGGUUAUCGUGCACAAUGUGGGCAGUAACGAUUUGGAGCACAUGUCUGCCAAUCAUCCGCAAGAUCUGCUCAUUCCGUCGGUGUUUGUUGGCGAAAGCAGUGGGCGCAGCAUCAUCGAGGCGUACCUGUACGAUCGAGAUUAUGCUCUCGUCAUUACCGAUGACAUCCCGUUCAACAUUAGCAAUAAUCUGAUUAUUCCGUUCGCCAUUGUAGUUGGGUUGUGCUUUAUCAUCAUGCGUGUAUUGCAGGUGCUGUUCAUGAUUAUUCGUUGUAUUCGGGAGCGCCGUCGUCGGAUGCGUCAUCGAUUGCCGGCCCGCGUACUUCGAAGGAUCGGCAUUGUAAAGUUCGCCAAAGGGAUGCGGUUCGAUGUGUGUGCCAUCUGUUUGGAAGAUUUUGUGGAGAACGAGCGUCUUCGGGUGCUGCCCUGUCGGCAUGCAUAUCACGCGAUCUGCAUCGAUCCUUGGUUGACGAAGAAUCGGCGCGUUUGUCCUAUCUGCAAAAGGCGAGUGAUUGUGCGAGGCGAAGCACGCCAGCGUCGUUACUCCAGCGACAGUAUGUCAUCGACGAAUGCGGACGAAUCGACACCGCUACUUAACUCGACGGAUAACAGUGCAACGGUGGGAAGUGGUGGUGGUGGUGCUGCUGCUGCAGUCGUAACCGCCCCACCUGUAACAUCGUCUUCCACUCCAGCUGCUCUAGUCGGUAAUGUGGCUGUCCCACCGUCAUCAGCCACUCCACAAACGGAGGAACAGCACACGCAACAGAAUGCCGCUCCCAACAGCCAUGUUAUGGAGGUGCCGGCCUCCGAUGACGAUGAUGAACUGUUGGACGAUCGGAAUGUACCUAGUGCACGGUGGUUGUUGCGUGGCCGUGCUUCCUCGCAACAGCAGCAGCAGCAGCAACAACAGCAACCACCCAACGAGUCACCGUACACAUCGAUCGGUGACAAUGUUGUGGUUCCACUGUCCCGUUGGAGGUUUUUCCAAAGAUUGUUUUCCUCUCAAACUUCAACGGAUCAGCAACACGUAACCAGCAUCACUCAGCAGGAAGCAGCUUCACCACAACCACCAGCACUUCCGCAGCAACCGUUAUCGUCAUCCUCACCGGUCAAUCCCACCGCAAUGCCCCUCGGUACCGGCGGCAAUAACAUCCUCAACGCGCAGCUGUCCGGUUCGUUCCACGGUUCGGAGGAUACGACCGACGACGAGCUGCUCGAUGCAAUGCACCGUCACCGGGCACGGCAGGCACAGGUCCGUUCCGCACCGGACAUGCCCUCGACCAGUGCGGGAGCGCGUCUCGGUGUGGCCGCAUUACCGAACGUCAACUUUAACCCGGCCGGUGGAGCAGCAGCAGCACCAGCACCGACAGAAUCAGUGCCCGGCUCGGGGGUUGGUAACAACAGACGCGCCCCACGGCGUUCUCUGUGGUCGUCUGAUACUAGUGGCAACAACAACAACAACAACAACAACCACAUUGUGUAA
This is a messenger RNA of Anopheles maculipalpis, 1950 nucleotides long. RefSeq lists its product as uncharacterized. The transcript is spliced from 7 exons. NCBI's taxonomy places the organism in Eukaryota, Metazoa, Arthropoda, Insecta, Diptera, Culicidae. The record is from RefSeq and is a predicted model, not a curated record. The coding region runs from base 34 to 1950 and encodes 638 amino acids. Gene Ontology annotation, cellular component: nucleoplasm; cytoplasm.